AUGUCGACUCGCAACAAACCCCGUCUCUACCUUGCCCUCUACCCCCGGGGCGCAUGCACCCCACAUUUCACUUCCUCUAGCAACUGCUCCUCCUACCAUUUCAGCUUGCUCGUGGGCCCAGGCUCCUCCUUACGCUCCGAUCCCGGCAAGCGCUACCACGUCGCACACACCGACGACAUCCACCACCCAUUCCUCUACGAAGAAACAGAUAUACAGGCCAGCGACGAAUACGUGCCUCUGGUGCGUGUGACCCUGGCAAAGGUGCGGAAUUCCGAACGCGUGACAGCCCUGCUGCGGACGGUCGAAGUCCCGUCAACGACGUCCUCCGCCCUUGAAUGUACCUGCCUCGCCUGGACAGCAGCGGCUUUCCGUCUGCUUGUCGCAGAUAAGGGCUCCGGCAACCGCUCUGCCUGUCUCUCGAGUUACCUGAAGCCUGCCGAUUGGGACCAUGUCGAGGGUCGCGCCAGGAAAUACGUCAAACGCAAGCGCGAUGUCAGGAGAUGGGAUAGUGAGCAGCCUGGUCCGUGGGAUCGCAAGGCGGUGAGCACGUGGAAUUAUUGGGAGAACAGGGAGACGACGGUAUAA
Molecule: messenger RNA, 585 nt
Organism: Cyphellophora europaea CBS 101466
Lineage: Eukaryota; Fungi; Ascomycota; Eurotiomycetes; Chaetothyriales; Cyphellophoraceae
Exons: 1
Coding region: 1-585 (194 amino acids)
Source: RefSeq, a predicted model, not a curated record